This is a messenger RNA of Prorocentrum cordatum, 1796 nucleotides long. The record is from the annotation of a GenBank genome assembly. Lineage: Eukaryota; Dinophyceae; Prorocentrales; Prorocentraceae.
CGCACGGGCAGGGCCGCAGCCAAGACGGCACGACUUUGCUCGUUGCCCGGAGGCCACGCCGGGGCCCGCCGGCUCUUCGAGAAGCGGGCUGUGGUGUCACGCUGUACGCCUCAAAGCCCCGCCUGGUGUGCGCAAGGGCCUCCUUCCCUUUUCUCCUCCUGCUCCGCCCUCCCCCUCAUCAGGAGGAGGAAAAGGUACCCAUACCUCUACCCUUCGCCCGUUUUCUUUUUUUGGGGCCUACUGGGAGGCCCUCGUCGCCACCGCUGGAUGCGCCUCGAAGUCCAGGUCAGAACGCACCCCGGGAGAGGUCCGGGGAGUAGCGGUAUUGGUACCUUUUGGCUUCCCCACCUCCUGAAAACCUCGCGCUCGGCUCGCUUCCGCAGCCAUUCUGCCUCCACACACCCGAUUUCUCAUGCUACCCCCCCACAUUCUGGACUGCCCGGGCAGCCAUGAGCUUCCCUGGGAGGCUGAUGCUUCUGAUGCUGCCAUGGCUUGCACCGCUGCUUACCGCGGGGCUGCAUUCCCGGAAAGGCAGCCAAGGGGAGCCCGAGGCUUUGCGACGCCGCUCACUGCUCUCGGAGACCACGCCAGACUCGCCAGGCGCAGCGGGCACAGCGGAAGCAGCUGGCCCAGGAGCGGCAGGCAAGCGAGUGCUGCUGAUCGUGGCGGGCCUGGCUCGACACAUCGACGAGACAUGGCCCCGUUUGGUGGAAUCCCUCAUCGUGCCCAAUGAGAUCGAAGGCUGGGUACACGUUCACGACCUUUUUCAGCACCAAUGCGGGCCUCGGUUGCAACCGGAACUCGUCCAUGUGGAAGGAGCGCAAGUGCGAGGAGCCUACCGAGCGGCAGGCGAAUGUGCAACAAAUCAAGAAUGUGUUCGCCCCCCGCGUGGUGAAAGUGCUCGAUUAUCUUGGCGGCGUGGAUGCCCACCUUCGGGCCGCCCGCGACGGGGCGGACGAAGCCACCGACGCAGGCACCGGGUGGUCCUGGUGGGACCGCGUGCACCACGUGCUCAACUACGUCGGACCGGGCGCAAGGUUUGACAGGAUGGUGGCGUUGCGGCCCGACGUCGUCCUGCAGCGUGCUCCGAGAGAGGGAGCCGCGCCCCCGGAAGGCCGUGUGGUCCUGCGGCUGGACGAGAUGUGCCAGAAGAAGCCCGGCCUCAGCUUCGUCACCGCAUCGUGGCGGCGCCGGCGUGGCGCCUGGCUGCACGAUCGCGACUUCGACUUCAUGCAGAUCCUGUGCCCCAGCGAGGGGCUCCCGGUGUACGAGCUGGCCCUGCGUGCGCCCACGGAAACCUGCAAGAAGGGUGCUGUGCCCGCCCUGCCGCCCGGCUUCCACUCCGUGAAGGGCUGGGGCGCCCACGCGAUGUACUGCCGAUUCGUCCAGGUGUUCCAGGUCAGCAACAUCUCGGUGUCAAACUGGGACGAUGACUACCACCUGAGCUGGCUGGACAGGUUCUGCACAUCUCCCAAUGGAACUGGGCUCUGCGAAGGCUCCGAACACCAUCCUGAUGUGUUCUGACGGUUCUGGGCUCUGGCCUCUGUUAUUUGGAAGCGCUAUCGCACGAGAAGCACGGUCAAGUAAUUAUGUAUCCGAUGCACUCCAGAGCGAUGUUGUACAUUCGAUGUGCCGUUGCGUACUGAUCGCACUUUGCAACAGAAAAGUCUGUGCGGGUCCCCUCGGCGGUUAGGGAUGUCGAGAUAAAAGCGGUUGUGCGGCCAACAUAAUCCCGCAUUGCAUCAUGCACAGAAUUGUUUGGCCGUCAUCGGAUCGGUCGAGAGGGGAUGUGGAGC